AUGCAUUUCUGUUUCUAUCUGUCUUUUUUCUUAAUGCAUUUCUGUUUCUGUCUGUCUUUCUUCAAUGCAUUUCUGUUUUGUUGUUUCUUCAAUCUUUUUUUUCUGUCUGUCUUUUCUUCAAUGCAUUUCUGUUUCUAUCUGUCUUUUUUGUCUUUAAUGCAUUUCUGUUUCAUCUGUCUCUUCUUUAAUGCAUUUCUGUUUUUCUGUCUGUCUUUUCUUCAAUGUUUCUGUUUUUUCUGUCAUCUUCAUUUCUGUUUCUUUCUGUCUUUUUUGCAUUUCUGUUUCUUUUCUUUCAUGCAUUUUGUUUGUGUCUGUCUUUUUCUUUCUGUUUCUGUCUGUCUCUUUCAAUGCAUUUUUUUUUUUGUCUGUCUUUUCUUCAAUGCAUUUUGUUUUUUAUUUCUGUCUUUUUGCAUUUCUUUUUUUCUGUCUUUUCUUCAUCUGCAUUUUGUUUUUCUGUCUCUUUUUAAUGUCUUUUUUUUUUAUCUGUCUCUUUGGUUGCAUUUCUCUUUUUUUGUCUUUUCUUCAAUGCAUUUCUGUUUCUUUGCAUUUCUGUUUUUUUUUCUUUUUUUUCUGUUUUCUGUCUCUCAUUUUAAUGCAUUUCUGUUUCUGUCUGUCUUUUUCUUCAAUGCAUUUCUGUUUCUGUCUGUGUCUUUAAUGCAUUUCUGUUUUUAUCUGUCUCUUGCUUUCAUGCAUUUUCUUUCUUCUGUCUUUUUUCUUUCUAUCUGUCUUUUCUUCAAUGCAUUUCUGUUUCUGUCUGUCUUUUCUUCAAUGCAUUUCUGUUUCUAUCUGUCUCUCAUUUAA
Molecule: messenger RNA, 801 nt
Organism: Acanthosepion pharaonis
Lineage: Eukaryota; Metazoa; Mollusca; Cephalopoda; Sepiida; Sepiidae
Source: the annotation of a GenBank genome assembly